This is a messenger RNA of Vitis vinifera (wine grape), 817 nucleotides long. Its product is annotated as histone H1. The transcript is spliced from 2 exons. The record is from RefSeq and is a predicted model, not a curated record. Gene Ontology annotation, cellular component: nucleus; nucleosome. NCBI's taxonomy places the organism in Eukaryota, Viridiplantae, Streptophyta, Magnoliopsida, Vitales, Vitaceae. Bases 10 to 705 code for a protein of 231 amino acids. Gene Ontology annotation, molecular function: nucleosomal DNA binding; structural constituent of chromatin; double-stranded DNA binding. Gene Ontology annotation, biological process: nucleosome assembly; chromosome condensation; negative regulation of DNA recombination.
AUCCUUGUCAUGCUACUCAUCGUUUUUUCUCUAUCUCCGUCACUUGUUGGGAUCAUGGCUUCUGUGCAAGAGACUGUUCUGGUAGUUCCGGUCGGGAAGAAGAAUGCUAAGAAGGCGUCUGCUGGAACGAAGAAGCCUAAGGCUUCUCCGGCACAUCCGCCGUACAGUGAGAUGAUAAACGAGGCUAUAAUCGCGCUGAAGGAGAGGACUGGUUCGAGCCAGAUCGCCAUCGCGAAAUUCAUUGAAGAGAAGCAAAAAUCGGGUCUUCCGGCCAAUUUUAAGAAGCUUUUGCUCGUUCAGUUGAAGAAGCUUGUGGCUUCUGAAAAGCUUGUGAAGGUGAAGAAUUCAUAUAAGCUCCCGUCUGCCGCCGCUAAGAAGUCGGUGGCGUCAGCGAAGUCGGAAGCAGCGAAAGCGCCGGCGAAGAAGAAGCCUGCUGCGAGGCCGAAGGCUGUGACUAAAACUAAGUCUGCUUCUGUAAAGGUGAAAUCCACUCCCAUUAAAGCGAAGGCUGUGGUUAAGCCAAAGCCCAAGGGGAGACCGUCAAAAGCGGCCAAGAAGACUUCGACGGCAAAGUCACCAGGAAAGAAGGCCGUGGGAGCGGCAAAGUCUCUUAAGAAGACUCCGGUCAAGGCUGUGAAGAAAGGUCCUGUUAAAGCUCCAAAGAAGCCGAAGAGCAUAAAGUCUCCGGUGAAGAAGGCGAAGUAGUGAGGGAUGUGUAUUGGGGAGGGGAAGGUUCUGUAAAUCUGUGGGUGUUAGGAUUUGUGCUUUUCUAUUUCUCUCCAAAGAAACAUAAUUUUAGUUUAUCUUUAGUUGUAAA